AUGGACACGGCCAGUCCACCCUCGGCCCAACCCACUGUCAAAACCGGUCAAAACAUAGAGGAAAAAAUCCCUAUGGUGAAUAGUCAAAACUAUCGGGCUGAUUGCCCUUUGAACCCGGUGAAAGGCAUUUUGCACUCAUGGAUGCUUGCUAAAUUCUCACGAGCUGGUCGAUUGUUAUCUGCUGAUGUCUCAUCAGUCAGGAAGUUGGCAAUAUGUCGAAUGCAAUCGAGUCGCAAUUUGGCUGCUCGUGCAGCUUCCACCCAACUCAGCGAAGAAGAGGAAAUGUUAAAAGAUGCUGGUAAGGGAAUGUAG
Messenger RNA from Trichoplax adhaerens, 312 nucleotides. RefSeq lists its product as uncharacterized. The record is from RefSeq and is a predicted model, not a curated record. Bases 1 to 312 code for a protein of 103 amino acids. The transcript has 2 exons. Lineage: Eukaryota; Metazoa; Placozoa; Uniplacotomia; Trichoplacea; Trichoplacidae.